AUGCAAUCUACGAAGCUAUUUAAAGUUAUUAUAGUUUCAAACCUUUCCACUUUGACAUUUUCAUUGGUCCUCCACUCCCCUCGCCGUAAAUACCAAGUCUCCCAUCACAAAAACUCCUCUCUCCUGAUAUAUAAACAUCUCUCUCAACUCAUCCAUGAUUUGAUUCUAAUAAAAAAACAUACUCUUUCUAUCAUGAUGUCUUGUUUCUCUGUAUCGAAACGCCAUGUUUCGGUCUCUAUCCUUGCAGUGGUGGCCAUGCAACUCCAUUUCAUACAGAGUGUUUUGUCCCUAAACCAGACCAAUGCAUAUCUACAACACAUAUGCAUCAAAAGUGAAGGGACAUACAAGUCGGAUAGUUCAUAUGAAAGCGAUGUCAAACGUUUCCUCGAUGUUGUCGCUGAUGAUCUAACUUCCGGUUUUGGCAGCGGUACUGGUGGUAGUGGCGCUACUCUUGAACAUGAAGGUACUCCCUUCUAUGCCAAGUUCCAGUGUAGGGGAGACAUCUCUGAAUCCAAGUGCCGCUCUUGCCUUUACACCGCCUUCGCUGGGAUUCGUAGACUAUGUCCGAACAUGCAAGGAAGAAAAAUAUGGUAUGACAACUGUAUUCUUGACCUUUCUUCGACCUAUACCUAUGAUAAGAUCGAUUACAAGCACGUCUUCUAUUUGCACAAUGCAAAAGAUGUGAGCGGUGAUAUAAAGUCGUUCAAUAAGAAUACGAAAGCUCUCCUCUAUAAGCUGAAGGAGAAAGCAAGUAGGAAAGACCAAAAGCGCUACAGAAAAGACUACUUGUAUGCGGCCGGGGAGGAAAGUCUAGGGAAGAUGAAAUUGUACGCAAUGGCGCAAUGUACGCGAGAUUUAUCUUUUAAAAAUUGCAGUGUGUGCUUGGAUUGGAUAAUGGCAAAGCUCCCAAGAUGCUGCAAUGGUAAACAAGGAGGAAGAGUUUUGAAUCCCAACUGUAAUUUUAGGUACGAGCUUUACCCUUUUGUAAAUACUCGAAAGACUGACGAAUGA
This is a messenger RNA of Capsella rubella, 1011 nucleotides long. Its product is annotated as putative cysteine-rich repeat secretory protein 10. Bases 1 to 1011 code for a protein of 336 amino acids. NCBI's taxonomy places the organism in Eukaryota, Viridiplantae, Streptophyta, Magnoliopsida, Brassicales, Brassicaceae. The record is from RefSeq and is a predicted model, not a curated record. The transcript has 2 exons.